Molecule: messenger RNA, 2649 nt
Organism: Penaeus monodon (black tiger shrimp)
Lineage: Eukaryota; Metazoa; Arthropoda; Malacostraca; Decapoda; Penaeidae
Product: aurora kinase-like
Exons: 7
Coding region: 171-1148 (325 amino acids)
Biological process (GO): mitotic spindle organization; regulation of cytokinesis; protein phosphorylation
Cellular component (GO): spindle pole centrosome; spindle microtubule; chromosome passenger complex
Molecular function (GO): protein kinase activity; ATP binding
Source: RefSeq, a predicted model, not a curated record
CUCGACCAAUCAGCGUCGAGAUCCCGGAUUUAAAUCUCUCGAAAGGCUGCGCGACUCGGCUCCCUUCUCCCUUCGCUAUUUUUUCUCGUUUUUCUCCUCUUCUGAACAAACACUAUCACCUUCUCGACCCCACAGCAAGCAGCAGCAGCAGGCCAGUCGCGGUGCAGUAAAUGCUGACCAAUAAGGAGAACGGGACGAUGGCAGGCAGCAGCAGCAGCAGUUCCUUGCGACUGCCCCUUCAGGAGACCUCCAACGUCCCCAAGAGCACGGAGGCCUUGCGGAAGGAGAGCACCAGCAGCACGGGCAGCACUGGGGAGAAAAGUAAGCGCAAGUGGUCCCUCGAUGACUUUGAGAUUGGCCGUCCUCUUGGGAGGGGGAAGUUCGGCAACGUUUACCUGGCGCGAGAGAAGUCAAGCAAGUACAUCAUUGCGCUCAAAGUGCUGUUCAAGUCACAACUGCAGAAGGCCAACGUGGAGCAUCAGCUGAGGCGGGAGAUUGAGAUCCAAGCCCAUCUCAGGCAUCCUAAUAUCCUGCGACUCUACGGCUACUUCCACGACGAUGUGCGAGUGUACCUCAUCCUGGAGUACGCGCCUCGUGGAGAGCUGUACAAGGAGAUGCAGCAGCAGCCUCACAGCCACUUUGAUGAAAAGAGAUCAGCCAAGUACAUCAUGCAGCUUGCAAAUGCCCUCAAAUACUGCCACACCAAGAAAGUCAUCCACAGAGACAUCAAGCCAGAAAACUUGCUGUUGAGUCUCAGAGGUGACCUGAAAAUUGCUGAUUUUGGUUGGUCAGUUCAUGCGCCAUCUUCAAGACGGACUACACUUUGUGGCACACUGGAUUACCUCCCACCAGAGAUGGUCGAAGGAAAGGCCCACGAUGAGAAAGUGGACUUGUGGUCUUUGGGCGUUCUCUGUUAUGAGUUCCUGUGUGGCAAACCUCCUUUUGAGGCAGAGACCAAUUCCGGGACUUACAAACGCAUCACCAGCGUAGAUCUGCGGUUCCCGUCCCACGUCUCAGAUGGAGCUAAGGACCUCAUUGUUAAGCUACUCCGUCACAACCCUCGUGCUCGCUUGAACCUCGAGGGGGUACUGGCGCAUCCCUGGAUCCAAGAGUGUACCAAAGACCUGCCUACUCCCUCGGGUCACUGAGUGGUGAUCACAGGGGGGUCUCAAAUAUUGUGAUAUUGUCCUCGAACAAGUUUAUUUGAAUUUUGUACAAAGUUAGGUGCUUUGAUCAGGAUCUUUUCUAACAAAGAUAUUUUGUAUUCCCUUUUAAUCAGUAACAAGUAGAUUGACCUUGAAGCUGAAAACUAUAGGUCAUUCCAUUUAGUGUUCUACAAAGGGUAUUUGUAAUAUUUGAUUAAUAUUUCUCCAUUGUAUUUAUUUGUGAUUAUACAGUGGGAUAAAAAAGAAUGACAUUUUUAUUUAUAUUGCAAACGUAAUGGUAGAGGAAUGUACUAGAUUUUAUUACCAAGUGCAGAAACACCACUCCCUGGUAGCUUUUGUAAACAUGGGCAUAAAUAGAUCAUAUUGAAAGUAUAUAAAAUGGAGGGAGUGAUUAUUAAAGUUUUUUGUCAAAUGUAUCCAACUAGAUUUUUACAUCGGGGACUUUUGGGGUUUAUGGUCAGGGUUCCAGCAUAUCUUUUAUAACAAUAUGAAUUGACCUGGGUGACCUCUGACUAUCCAAGCUUUAUACUGGCAGAAUGCUUGUGGGACUUUGUAUUGUAUGCUUGUGCAAUCUCUUCUCUUUUUCUCUUGCCCUCUAGCUCGUGGUACUGUAUUGUUCAGUUUUCUCCUUGUUGCUCUUUCAAGAUCAUCCUAGCCUUGAUAACUGCUGUCCAUCAGAGCUUUUUUCAUGUCAGUUUUACUGGUAUUGACAGACUUCUGUAAAUAAGAUUCUUUUCCCAUCUUUUUUUCAUUUUUGCUGCAUUAUGAGAUAAGAUCAUAUAUAGAACAGUGAUUAACAAAGCUUUCUGAACUGAACACAGCUGCUUUGGCUGGAAAGGUGUGCAUGUAACUGAUUGAUAGUAAAGAAAAUCAUAGCAUUUUCUAUUUCAAGAUUUUCUCCAAUCUUUUUAUAGUUAAACUGUAAAAAUAUGAAAUGAUUUUCCCCUGCUUCCCAUUCUCCAUGCAUUGCUUGACAUUCUGCUAACAUAUUCUAAACUUUUGAUGUGUUAGCUUAUCUUCUAGCUUGUCUUUUAGCUAAUAUGUCAUAAAUUUUAUUCAGUGAAAUAUUUCUGUUCACAUGUUAUGCAGUUUUGUACUUCUGUUUUGUUAUUCCUCUAAGAAUGUUACUAUUUACUCUUUAUUUUUAUUUAUUUAUUUAUUUACCCUUUUUUUCUCAUUAUUAUUAUUUUUGUUUUUUUCAUUAUUAUUACUACUUUUUUUUUAGUUUUUAGUUUACUUGGAUAUUGAGAUUGCCACAAUGUGUUUCAUUAGUAUAAUAAGUAUUACUAGUAUGAAAGUUGUGUAUAUAGAUUACUAGAUAAGUUCACUUUAACAGGUUUUGUAAAGCAGGAAAGUUAAUCUUGCCUAUGCAACUUGUAUUUACACUGCAUUUAUUCAGUACUUUAUCUGUAUUUGGUUUUUAAACAGCUUGGAUUUAAUGAUAAAAGUAUAUGGCCUGGAAAACAAAUGUUAACUGUUCUUA